AGUUUCUUUCGGUCUCCUCUCCUUUUUUAAAGAGGAAGCGGUGUUUAAUUGCACACAUUUCAGUUACACAGAGAGUAUCAAAGGGAAUGAAAUGUCUUUUUAUGGACGAUCCUGUUGAUGAAGAAGCUGUAUUAAUUAGUAGGGAGUUGCAUUUACAUCGGGAGAUUUUGAGGCCCAGAGUGGUUUUUGGUCAUAUCCCUAUGCAUUUUUAUUUGAGCGGUAGCGUUUUUCUUUACGGUCAAUAAGAUACAUUCAUAAUCUCAUCCAUCCUUACGUCAGAAACAUCAGCCAUUGCGGCCGUGCUCUUACAUCCGAGAAGAUGCUUUGCGUUGCCUUACGUUUCUUUGCAAAUGGUAAUUUUGUGUAUAACAUCGGGGAUGCAGAACAUAUUAGUAAGGCUACUGAUUGCAGAGCGGUCAGGAAAGUGUGCCUCGCUCUUAAGCACUUUCUGACCAUUUUUGUGUUGUUUCCUGAUAAAAUAAAAUACUGUUCUUCCGGUUUCACCUCUGAUAUUAUAACAGUUGGGAAAUUACUCUUAAAUAGUUCUUAAUUACUAACUACAUUUUCAACAAGUCUAAUAAGAUGAAUGUAAUAAUUACUAUCUUUAGAAAGUAUUGGUCUACUUACUAAUUUGGUCUCCUUACUUAUUAGUUACUUUCUAAAUCCCCAAAUCAACCUUAACCACUUGAACAAUAAGGAGAGACAAGAAACUUCUACAAUUGCAUGAAUUAUUCUUGAACAAAGUGUGUAACUAGAGGCAGUUUACAUUAAAAGUAUACCUUUUAAAGGUAUUUAGGGUUUUAUUUUUUAUAAAGUUUUUUUUUAUUACGUGAGUGUUCAAAUUCUCCAUAUGCUUGCAUAAGCACUUCCAGUUCUGCUGGUGAGAAAUAUGCACUUUUUUUGUCUGGCGCUGUUGCCAUGGUGACUCGUUAUAUCUGCGCUCCAUUGAUAAUGGCUUUUUAUAGUUGUGGUGCUCGCGCUUAACUCAGAGUCAGUAAAUUUAGGGUUGAUAAAACUAACUCUUUUCAGCUGUUCUGUAACCGAAAACUCAGAGUUUCCCACCUCAGGGUUUGUCAACUCAGAGUUCAAGUUUACACUCAGAGUUGGUUCCUUUCUGGAACAGGCCCCAGGUCAUGGCUGUGGUUGGAUUAGGAAUAUACGGGACCUCAACCUCCGCCUGCCGAUGUGUGUAUAAAUGGCGGGCGUCCGCUUAGAGCCGCUGGUAGAAGCGCGAGCGUCAUGGACAUCAGUGAGGCGGCGGCUUUACGGCGCAACAUUAAACAGACUGUUCGGUUUUUACACAAGGAUACCGCCGACUUUCUGCCCUUAGAUGGCCUCAAGAAACUCGGGACGUCUAAAGAAGGGCAACCACACAACAUUCUCCAGAGGGGGUUGCUGGAGGCCACCUUAUCACGGAACAGAUUGAACAACCGAAACAUGAGACCACCACACAGUCGUAUGGUUCAAAGCCACAGCAUGCACAGCAGCACUCAAGAGGCUGAGACUGACCUCAUUCAAGUCACUGGUUAGUGCUUUGGGCAGUAUAUGAUCCUUACUGUUGACACUGGCUGUAUCCAAAAUAUAUCAUUAGUCAGCGUAGAGAAUCUUGGCUUUAAAGAAAAGAUCAUCAGUAAUAAGAAUGAGGAUCAUUUAGGGCCACUUCAGUACAAUCUUAAAAACACAUCACAAAUCAAAGGACAAAUCAAAAGUUUGGUCAUUGGGCAAACAGAAACAGAUCUAUUAUAUACUGUUGUGGUUAAGUAAACCAAAAUGUUUAUAUCGCUGGGUACAAAGACACUCAAGUUUCUGAAGUGUGUUAUUGACACUGGAAAGCAGAUGCUUGUGUUUGGAAAUUCUGUGCGGGAACAAGUCCAUUUUGUUGGAAAACGUGAAAAUGAAGUCUCCAUAGAAUAAGAAGAAGCAACAAAUAUCUACAUUCUUUUCUCAUGAAAACAUGUAUCUGCAAAGGAAAUUAAGUUUAAAGCGCUUGGGGUCAUCAAGUGAAUCCAUCAAGCUUGUGGGCUAUCGUUAUCAGAUCAACCUUUUUCCACUUCCUCUGUACAGAUCUCAUUACGAGCUAAUUAUCUUAGCAAGGCAUAGCUGGUUUUAGCCUCAGUAACUAAAGAACUAUAAUUCUGGAUAUACAAACAAGAAUAUUUGCAUAUACUGAGAUCUACUAGAGCAGAUGUUUUUCUUUGUAAGCUAUACUCUCCGUUUUUUUAAGAGCUCACUCUUGACUCGUACCUUCAUAAUAUCGUCUAUUGCACUGCUGCCACAUGACUGAGAACAUUAAAGAAUUAGCAUUAUCACUUACACAAUGCAUAUUUAGGUAAAUAUUACAAAUAGCAAAGUAAAGUGUAUGUUCACAAAAGUGUUUUGUUUAAGAAUACUCUACUAGAAAGAUUUGUACUGACAUCCUGUGAUGGGGUAUUUUGUCAACUACAUGCUUCAAUUAAAUAAAGGUUAAGGAUGUUAAACACA
This is a messenger RNA of Tachysurus fulvidraco (yellow catfish), 2481 nucleotides long. RefSeq names its product nuclear receptor-interacting protein 3-like. The transcript has 8 exons. The record is from RefSeq and is a predicted model, not a curated record. NCBI's taxonomy places the organism in Eukaryota, Metazoa, Chordata, Actinopteri, Siluriformes, Bagridae.